Molecule: messenger RNA, 795 nt
Organism: Coffea eugenioides
Lineage: Eukaryota; Viridiplantae; Streptophyta; Magnoliopsida; Gentianales; Rubiaceae
Product: casparian strip membrane protein 1-like
Exons: 4
Coding region: 1-561 (186 amino acids)
Source: RefSeq, a predicted model, not a curated record
AUGAGGAGUGGUGCUCUUGAGAUGGGCAGUGAAGUGGCCAAGGGUGCGGCUUCAGGUCCAGUGAAUAGAGGAGCUGCUGUGGUGGAUUUCUUUCUGAGGGUUGUCGCGAUUAUUGCGACUUUAGGGAGUGCCAUUGCCAUGGGAACAACUAAUGAGACGCUCCCCUUUUUCACACAGUUCAUUCGGUUUAGGGCCAAAUACACUGAUCUUCCAAUGUUCACGUUUUUUGUGGUCGCGAACUCUGUGGUGAGUGCAUACUUGGUUCUUUCUCUGGCACUAUCCAUCUUCCACAUCAUGAGGAGCAGGGCGCAUGCCAGUCGAAUCGUCUUGAUAUUUUUUGACGCGGGAAUGCUGGCACUUCUGACCGCAGGAGCAUCAGCUGCAGCAGCAAUAGUGUACCUAGCUCACAAAGGCAAUAGCCGGGCAAACUGGAUUGCCAUCUGCCAGCAGUUCAACUCCUUCUGCGAACGAAUUUCGGGUUCCUUGAUUGGCUCUUUUGGUGGAAUACUUAUUUUUGUUGUGUUAAUCCUGUUGUCCGCUGUCGCCCUCUCUCGUCGCUAACUUGAUAUAUAUGCUCAAGUCUACUAGGAUCCGAGGAUGAAAUGCCUAGGACAACAUUAUCAAUCACAUCACAUGGUUGGUUCAUUUGUUCCUGUUUCUUUUAGCAGUUUGUGUUCCUUCAAUGCUUUGCCUUCCUCCGUUACUUGGUUGUAAAGGAGCCAUGGUGCGUUUGCCAUGGCCCUGAAAUUAAAGUGGUCAAUGUAUUUCAAGUUAUUUUAUAUUCUGUGAGAUAUU